Ilex paraguariensis (yerba mate) is the source of this 372-nucleotide messenger RNA. The record is from the annotation of a GenBank genome assembly. NCBI's taxonomy places the organism in Eukaryota, Viridiplantae, Streptophyta, Magnoliopsida, Aquifoliales, Aquifoliaceae.
AUGUGUUCUUUGGAUGGCGUAGGUCUUGUCCAUGAAGAUUGUAUAGCAAAGAUGAGGUUGAUGUCAUUGGUGGAUCUUGGCUCUGAUGAAUCAGGCCAAAUUCCUUAUGCUCUAAUUAAGGACACUCUCCGGAUUAAUGAUGAUGAGGUGGAGUCAUGGGUAGUUAAGGCAAUUGCAGCAAAGCUAAUCGACUGUAAGAUUGAUCAUAUGAAUCAAGUUGUAAUUGUGAGCCACUGUGUUGAGCGCGUGUUUGGUCUGCAUCAGUGGCAAACUUUCCGAACAAAGUUAGCAACAUGGAGGGCUAACAUGUCAAAUGUAAUUAGUACCAUUCAAGCUAACAAGGUGACUGAAGAUGGGACUGGGGCAAUGUAA